AAUGUAUUAGUUUUUUUUAACCAUUGUAUUUGCUAUGCUGUCCCUAUUUUGACACGUCCAUUUCCAACUUUUAUGUCCAUUCCAGAUGAUAAAAACAAGAACUGAACCUUAAGAAAGCAGCCAGUGUGUGGCGGAUUUGAAUUUUGCAUGAAAAUUUGAAAUUUACAGUGCUAGAUCAACAUAAAUUUGAUACACACGGCACAUUUCUGAAACCAAGCUUUGGUGUGGAGCUGUACAAUCCUCCACUGAUGGAUCCUGAACCAGACUUGAGUGACUCAAAAACCUCUAAAGGUUCCACUCGAACACCAGAGAACAGAAACAAAAGAGAAAACAGCAAGCCGAACCAUAAAAAGAGUCUGCAGGAGGCACGGAGGAAGGGCAGAAUGGAUCGGAGUAAAGCAGAGGAGGAGAUCAGCAAUGAACUCCAAAACCUGGAUGUGCAUGGUAAGACUAAAGCAGCAGGGACAGGUCUCGUUUAUAUAGAUGCUUUGACUCAAUAUCACUGCCUCUGGGAUGCCAGUCACCCAGAGUGUCCGGAGAGAGUGAGCACUGUCAUGGACACACUGAAUAGGGAGGGUUUGCUGGCACGCUGUGUACGAGUCGAGACCAGAGCUGUGUCAGAAGAGGAAUUGUUACUCGCUCACACGAAGGAGUAUGUAGAACUCAUGAAAUCUACACAGAAAAUGUCAGAAGAGGAACUGAAGACUCUCGCUAAUAAAUAUGACUCUGUCUACUUGCAUCCUGAAUCUUUCAGCUCUGCCUGUCUGGCGGCAGGAUCAGUUCUCCAGUUGGUGGAUAAGGUGAUGACUUCACAGCUGCGAAAUGGCUUCUCUGUAGCAAGGCCUCCAGGUCACCAUGCUCAUACAGAUCAGAUGAAUGGCUACUGUAUGUUUAAUAAUCUGGCCAUCGCAGCACGUUAUGCUCAGAAACGGCAUGGAAUUGAGCGAGUUCUGAUAGUGGAUUGGGAUGUGCAUCACGGACAAGGAAUCCAGUAUAUUUUUGAAGAGGAUCCCAGUGUGUUGUAUUUCUCAGUGCACAGAUAUGAAGAAGGCUCGUUCUGGCCGCAUCUCAAAGAAUCUGACAGCACUUCUGUGGGUUUAGGAGCGGGUCAGGGCUACAACAUAAACCUGCCCUGGAACAAGAUAGGGAUGGAGGAUGGAGAUUAUGUCACAGCCUUCCAGCAGCUUCUCCUUCCUGUGGCGUAUGAGUUUCAUCCUCAGCUGGUGUUGGUGGCAGCAGGCUUUGACUCGGUGAUCGGUGACCCAAAGGGUGAGAUGCGAGCGAGUCCACAGUGUUUCUCCGUCCUGACGCACAUGUUGAAAGGUCUUGCCCAGGGCCGACUUGUACUGGCUCUGGAGGGUGGAUAUAAUCUCCAGUCCACUGCAGAGGGUGUUUGUGCCAGUGUGAGGUCACUCCUGGGUGACCCCUGCCCUCACCUGACCUCUCCAGGUGCCCCAAGCGAGAGUGCUUUAAAGUCAAUUUCAAAGACCAUCUCAGCUUUGUAUCCAUUUUGGAAGAGUCUUCAGACUUUUGAGGGGGGUCCUCUGUCCGAUGCCACUCCUCUACCGGCACCAGUAUGUUCUGAAGUGCAAGUUUCCUCUCCAAUUACUGGACUUGUUUACGACCAGAAAAUGAUGCUUCAUCACAACAUGUGGGACAGCCAUCACCCAGAGCUCCCUCAGAGGAUCUCCAGAAUCUUUGCCCGCCACAAGGAAUUGGGGCUAGUGUCUCGUUGCCAUCGGAUACCAGCUCGCCUGGCAACAGAAGAAGAGUUGGCGCUGUGCCACAGUCUGGUGCAUAUAAGCGCUAUUAAGGGCACAGAACACAUGAAAUCCAGAGAUCUGCACCGCGUAGGGAACGAGUACAACUCCAUCUACAUCAGUAACGAGAGCUAUAACUGUGCUCUGCUCGCCGCUGGAUCGUGUUUCAACUCCGUACAGGCCAUACUCAUGGGCCAGGUGAGAAAUGGUGUGGCUAUAGUCCGCCCUCCUGGUCACCAUGCAGAGAAAGACAAGGCGUGUGGAUUCUGUUUCUUUAACACGGCUGCUUUAACAGCACGCUACGCCCAAAGCAUCACAUACAAAUCCCUGCGCGUCCUCAUCCUCGACUGGGACGUUCACCAUGGAAAUGGCACACAGCACAUCUUUGAGGAGGAUGACAGUGUUCUGUACAUCUCUCUGCAUCGCUAUGAAGACGGGACCUUCUUCCCCAACUCAGAGGAUGCUAACUAUGAUAAGGUGGGACAGGGGAAAGGCACAGGCUACAAUGUCAACAUCCCCUGGAAUGGAGGGAAGAUGGGAGACCCGGAAUACUUUGCGGCAUUCCAUCAUUUAGUGAUGCCAAUAGCCAGAGAGUUUGCACCAGAGCUGGUGCUGGUGUCUGCUGGGUUCGAUGCAGCACGGGGUGAUCCAUUAGGAGGGUAUCAAGUCACCCCAGAGGGCUACGCCCACCUCACUCACCAGUUAAUGAGUCUGGCUGCAGGCAGAUUGCUUGUCAUACUGGAGGGAGGAUAUAACCUCGCCUCCAUUUCUGAAUCCAUGUGCAUGUGUACCAGUAUGUUGCUGGGAGAAGCCCCUCCCACUUUGUCCCAUUUGCCCCCUCCCCACCACAAAGCAACUGUCACCAUCAACAACGUCCUGCGUGCUCACGCCCCCUUCUGGAGAUCCCUGAGAAUACAGAUUCCAGAGUCACUCCGUUUGUCUUUGCCAUCUCCUAAACCAAAAGGCAAGCGGGUGUCGGCUGGCAAGAGCAAAAAAUCUCCUCGCCAAUCCACCCCCGUCAAAAGUCCCGGUCAAAUACCGCAGCAUCACACCUCCCCAGAGGAUUUGGCUCCACCCACUGCCACCCACGAGCAGUCCGUCCUAGAUGACCUUGCUCAAGGCCUGCUCUCUCUGGAUCUCAACACAAGUACCUCAUCUAACCGCAGCCCAGCCUCAGUUCUAGUGGGAGGAGCAAGACGCAAGGUGAAAUCCAACCCGCAGAGGAAUUCGACAGGUCAGGAAGCAGAUUCACCACAAAAACUGAUGUCAGAGAAAGCCAAAGGAGAUGGUGCAAAUGCAGAGGUCACGCCCAUAAAAGCAGAGACACCAUCAAUCCCUGAGUCUGUGGUCAUGGGAAAUUCGGCUCCUAUUGAUGACCAGAAGUGUUCUGCACAAGAGGGGGCUUGUGGUUACACUGAGAAAUCAGUGUAUGAGCUUGUCUGUGGAGCACAAGACAUGGAUGGGGAGACGAUGUACGUGGUGGACCCGUUGUCCUGGUGCCCACACUUGAAGUCAGCGCGGCCAGUGCCUGCAGGUGGUAUCGAUGUCUUCCUACCGUGUGAAGAGUGCGGAGGUGAUGCUGAGAACUGGAUCUGCCUCUUCUGCUACAAGGUGCUCUGCGGGCGAUAUGUAAACCAACAUAUGGUGACCCACGGGCAGGUGUCGGGUCACCCUCUGGUGCUGAGCUUCGCUGACCUUUCUGUCUGGUGCUACGCCUGUGAGUCAUACAUCCACAACAAGGUGCUCCAUGAAGCCAAAAAUGCUGCCCAUCUCAUGAAGUUUGGAGAAGAGAUUCCUCCAUUCAACUGAACCAGCACAGAGGAUUCAUAGCCAGGCAGAGGAGCCAGAGAGGAUGCGUGUGUAUUUGUGUGUGUGGUAUGAAAUUUGUGUAGUGUUUUUUGCAUGAACUGUAUAUGUUCUGUGAUUUGUGUAAGUGUGUAGGAGUGUGUGAGGAAAAUGCAGUGAAUUCAGCUACACUGCGGAAGCAAGUUUUCUCUUUUUGUCUUCCUUCUUCACUUGUGUGACGUAAAACUUCUAUUGCCUUUAUCUUCACCUUGAAUAAUGUGCUCCUUAGAUUUACAUUGUGCCAAUCUGAGGUCAAUACUCAUUUUAUAAUUACACUGCAAUCUAUGCUGUCCUGUUUCAUCUUAACCAAACCUUAGUUUUAAAGGUGCAAAAUUUUUACCGUUUUUUUCCUUUUCAGUAGUUUGAUUUUAUGAAGGGUAACCUUCAUACAUUAAGAAUAAAAAGCUAGCAUGGUGCUGAAAUCGCAGUUUUCCACCAGCCAGAUUUUUAGGAUUUUAAAUUGCACAGCCUUUUUUUAUUUUUCUUAACACAGGCAACUGAGUUUGCACUGUCAUUUUUUGUAGGUUUCGUGUUUUCAUUGUAUAACUCCAGACCAAGGUGAUUAAACUGUGGAAAUUACGCAACCACCUUAAACUUAAAGCAAUAUAUUGUGCAAUAUUACCUGUAAUAGUAUUUGAAAACAGUUAUUUUCUUUUACUUUUUGUUUGUUCCUUUUUGCACAAGUAUGUAGAUUUUUUUUUUUUUCCUUUAUCUAUUAUUGUCAGAAUAAAAUCCUGGUAACAUUCAUUUUGUAACUUUUGGUACACGUUGCAAUCUAAAUAAAAACCUUUAUACCCAG
Messenger RNA from Myxocyprinus asiaticus (Chinese sucker), 4404 nucleotides. RefSeq names its product histone deacetylase 6 (gene hdac6). Bases 249 to 3569 code for a protein of 1106 amino acids. The transcript is spliced from 28 exons. Gene Ontology annotation, biological process: chromatin organization. NCBI's taxonomy places the organism in Eukaryota, Metazoa, Chordata, Actinopteri, Cypriniformes, Catostomidae. Gene Ontology annotation, molecular function: histone deacetylase activity; zinc ion binding. The record is from RefSeq and is a predicted model, not a curated record. Gene Ontology annotation, cellular component: histone deacetylase complex.